This is a messenger RNA of Leguminivora glycinivorella, 5282 nucleotides long. RefSeq names its product mediator of RNA polymerase II transcription subunit 23 (gene MED23). Lineage: Eukaryota; Metazoa; Arthropoda; Insecta; Lepidoptera; Tortricidae. The record is from RefSeq and is a predicted model, not a curated record. The transcript has 18 exons. The coding region runs from base 76 to 4116 and encodes 1346 amino acids. Gene Ontology annotation, cellular component: mediator complex; transcription regulator complex. Gene Ontology annotation, biological process: positive regulation of gene expression; regulation of transcription by RNA polymerase II.
CAUCACAUCUUUCGGUUUGCAAUAAAGUGGAACUAAAUUUUGACCGUGCAACUGUAAAUAACAUAUUAUGUCUUAAUGAAAGCCGCCACUAGCUUAUACUUUACGAUGGCGGAAUCGCAGGUUGCUAACAUAGUCAAUGAAAUAUUGAGAGUGGAAGCAGUUGAAGAAGCCUUCAGCUGCUUCUUGGUCUAUAAACCCGACCAGGAGAAUGAGAGGUUAGCAACCUAUCAGAAAAAACUAUGUGCAGUCAUGACUACAAUCAGUGCAGAUGUGCAGGAGUCUGCCAUCAGGCAGUACCUCACGCUGACUGCGGUUCUCACCAACAGACACAAAAUGAAGCAACUUUUAACACUCAUGGAAAACUUAGUUAACACAAAUAUAAUACAGGCUCGGAUGCUCUGUGACUGCAUUCUGACUAGUGAAAAACUUUCCUAUGAAAAUGCGGAUUACUGGAUUGAGUGUUUCAAUUUGAUCAGAAGAAUUAUAGGCGGUGUGGAUUACAAGGGCGUCAGAGAGAUCAUGAAGGGCUGUAGAGAAAAAGCGCACACUUUACCAGUGCGGUUAAAUUCAUCCACAAUGGCUCAGAUGAAAGCGCUGUACAAUGUUAUAGAAUAUAUCUUUGACCGCAACGCGUCCCUGCUGCCCGCUUACUUCAUCGUCACGGAAAUACAGAAAGAUUACCCAGACAAUAAUCACUGGCCACAUUGGCAACUUGCGAAGCUGCUGACAAGCUUUGUCCAAAGCUUCAAGCCGUGUGCACAGAUGGUGUCGAUUAUUGGGCACUCUCAUAUGCUGCCAGUAGUCGAAUAUUCUGGCUAUGCAGACCACCUAGUCAACCCUUGGCGAUUAGAUCCAACCACAUUAAAAUUCUCACUAAAAGGAAGUCUGCCGUACGACGACAAAUUACUGAAGCCACAAAUAGGCCUACUGAGACAUGUUUUGCAGCAGCCAUAUUCCAGGGACAUGGUCUGUUCCAUGCUGGGAUUGCAAAAGCAGCAUAAGCAGCGUUGCAUCGCUCUGGAAGAUCAACUAGUCGAACUAAUGAUCCUAGCCAUGGAGAAAAGCGAACAGGAAAGCGAAGACGACGAAAUGUCUUCAACGCACUGGUGCUGGUUACACCUCUCAUCACAAGUUAUUUAUUUAAUACUCUUUCAAUUUGCCUCAUUUCCCAAUAUAGUAAUGGGGCUUCACAACAAACUGAUCGGACACGAUAUGAGGAAAGGCAGAGAUCACUUGAUGUGGGUGCUGCUUCAGUUUAUCUCUGGGAGUAUACAAAGGAAUCCGCUGUCAAACUUUUUGCCCAUAAUAAAGCUACACGAACUAUUGUAUCCGGAGAAGGAGCCGCUGCCUGUCCCCGACUGUACGAGGGCCCACUGCACGCAUCAAAUGGCGGUGGUGUGCAUUUGGAUGCACUUGUUGAAAAAAGCGGAGUCGGAACAUAAAACAAUGCCUAUGCCACAAAACCUAAAAGUGCAAUAUGACUUCCUACAGCACUUCAUGACAUCGAACAAUACACCAAACCUCAUGGGUUCAGACUACCGCAUAGCUCUGCUUUGUAACGCGUAUUCCACCAACCAAGAGUACUACGCACGGCCCAUGGGCAUCAUUAUAGAGACGCUCUUCGGCAGUCAGAAAGCUUUGUCCAACGGGAAUCCCGGGACGCCGUUGCCUACAGUGCCUUUGUCUAUGUGCAUACUGGAUAGUUUGACGUUGCACUGUAAAAUGUCUCUGAUCCAUUCGAUAGUGACGCACGUGGCGAAGCUGGCGCAGAACAAGACAAGUAUACCGGGGAGUAGCAUGAUGGCGCCGGCGCUCGUCGAGACGUACAGCCGGCUCCUGGUCUACACGGAGAUCGAGUCGCUGGGAAUCAAAGGUUUCGUUAUCCAACUGCUCCCGAACGUGUUCAAGUCGCAAGCGUGGGGCAUCCUCCAUAACCUUCUGGACAUGUUCUCAUACCGCAUCCACCACAUCCAGCCGCACUACAAGGUCACGCUGCUCUCCAACAUACACUCGCUGGCCGCGUACCCGCAGGCCAACCAGACGCAGCUGCAGCUCUGUUUCGAAAGCACCGCGCUACGACUGAUCACAAGUCUGGGCAGUUCGGGCGUGCAACUACAGAUGUCGCGAGUGGUGUCCGAGCCGAAGUCACUCGUGUCUCAAGACAACGAGGAACUGAACCGAGUGCUGGUGCUAACUCUGGCGAGGGGCAUCUACAUGAGCGGGACAGCCAACGACGGAGCGGCGGUGAAGGAGUUGCUCACCACCAUAAUGACGAACACGCCGCACAUGUGGUCACAGCACACGCUGCAGUGCUUCCCUCCGGUGCUCGUCGACUUCUUCUCACAGAAUCCAGCACCCAAGGAAAAUAAGCAAGUGCUAAAGAAGUCCGUAGAAGAGGAGUACCGCAAGUGGACGUCGAUGGCGAACGACAACGACAUCAUAUCGCACUUCUCCGUGCCCGGCACGCCGCUGUUCCUCUGUCUGCUGUGGAAGAUGAUCUUUGACACGAACAGAAUCAAUCCUAUCGCUUUCAAAAUCCUCGAACGCAUCGGCGCUCGUGCGCUCUCAGCCCACCUGCGCAAGUUCUGCGACUACCUCGUGUACGAAGUGACCAACCCGGCCGGCGGGCCCCACAUCAACAAGUGCGUCGACGCCAUUAAUGACAUCAUAUGGAAGUAUAACAUCGUUACUAUCGACAGGCUCGUGCUGUGUCUGGUUCUGCGGCCAAACCCCGAUGGCAACGAGAGCCAAGUGUGCCUGUACAUCAUCCAACUUCUGCUACUCAAAGGCUCCGAGCUCCGAAACCGAGCGCAAGACUUCGUCAAGGAGAAUUCGCCAGAACACUGGAAGCAGAACAACUGGUACGACAAGCACCUGGCCUUCCACAGAAAGUACCCCGAGAAAUUCGCGCCCGAGGAGGCCAGUGGCGCGUACGGUGGGUCCAUACCCGUGUACCUGAGCAACGUGUGUCUCCGGUUCAUUCCCGUGCUGGACAUAGUGGUGCACCGGCACCUGGAGACGCCGCAGGUCAGCAAGAACCUGGAGCAGCUGCUCGAGCACCUGGGCUACCUCUACAAGUUCCACGACCGGCCAGUAACCUUCCUGUACAACACGCUGCACUACUACGAGACGAAGCUGCGCGACAAGCCGCCGCUGAAGCGCAAGCUGGUGAACGCCGUGCUGGGGUCGCUCAAGGACGUGCGGCCCGCCGGCUGGGCCACCACGGACGCGUUCCAGGCGUACCUGGUCAAGCCGGACGCGGACACCACGCCCUGGACGCCCGACCUCAACUACUACCUCAGCCUGGUUAACAGGAUGGUUGACACAAUGACAGGCGUAUCCCACUUCCCGAACACCGACUGGCGAUUCAACGAGUUCCCGAAUCCGUCGGCACACUCCCUUUAUGUGACUUGCGUAGAACUCAUGUCACUACCAAUGGCACCCGAUGUUGUUGGCAAUAAUUUGCUCGACGUGGUCACUAAGGGCUUUGUGGUCAUACCGGCGACCAAGAUCCAACUCUGGAUCAACGCGAUAGGACUAAUAAUGGCUGCUCUGCCUGAUGCUUACUGGACUGUCAUUCAUGAUAGGAUACUGGAAGCCAUGACCCACAGCGACAUGACAGAGUGGCCGUACCAGCACUCGCCAUUCCAGCUGUUCAACCUGGCCACCACCAACGACGCCAUGCUCGAGAACAAGUACAGCCUCACGCUGGCGCUGGCUCACGCCGUCUGGUACCACGCGGGCGCCGGACAGAUCAUGCAGGUUCCUCAGUUCGUGAAAGAGAAGCUGUCCCCCGAGAUCCACACGGAGACGCAGCUGGUGUUCCUGUGCCACCUGGUGGGGCCGUUCCUGCAGCGCUUCAACGCGGACGUGACGCGCGCCGUCAUGGACAUCACCAUCGCGCUCUACGAGCUGCUCGCGCACAUCGACAAGACGCAGCCGCAUCUGCAGUACAUUGAUCCUAUAUGCGACUUGCUCUACCACAUAAAAUACAUGUUCGUCGGCGACACGCUCAAGAGCGAAGUGGAGACCGUGAUCCGCAAACUGCGGCCCGCGCUCCAGAUGCGACUGCGCUUCAUCACGCACCUCAACGUGGAGCAGAUCAACACCGCCUAGCAGAACGACUACUACAGCUACACGCCGUCUAGCUCCAGCUCCAGCUCAGAGUAGACGGCCCGGCUGUAGACGUUUUAAACUAAUAGCGUUCUGCGGGCGUAGCACACUAGAGGGAUAAGCUUUAUAGUACCGGUGAGUCCCUAUCACACUUACAAACAGUGCGAAAGGGCAAGCCUGACGUUUUAUCGUUUAUCUCGCGACCGUACUUGCCUGUCUGAACAGUUCUGAGCGAGCAUUCGUUCGUUCCUGCGCCGAUUAAAGUAUGGAAGUCAAGUGUUUUCAUCUGCGCACGAACGAACGAAUGCUUGCUCAGAACCCUAAGUGAAAACGCAGGGGCGGUUGCACCAAACCGUCCGUUACCUUUAGCGUCUAAAUGUUUUGUAUUGGCAUUUCCAUAGACUGCGUGACGGUGAAUAUGUCUGCUAACUGUGGUUGCUGUGUGGCCCUGAGAAUAGCUCAUAUGGGCUUGGGCCCGCUGACUAUCGGCCUGAUGGACGUGGAGUAGAUCAACACCGUCUAGCUCAGCUCCGAGUAGACAGUUGGGCUAUAAUAUAAACAUUUCCCGUAUCUAUGCAAUGAGAGAUAAAAAGACUGAAGUCCGUAUCAACGAAUGCGUCUUCAUCUUUUUUUUAGCUCUUUCUUCCUAUAGUUUUUAUUUACUUUGAUCGAAUAUGGGCAAUUAGUUCGUUUAUGGAGUCAUUUCAGUCAAUGUGUUUGUUAUCCAAAGUGCAACGUCUGCAUAUUUUUUUUUUCAAUUUUUAUGAGUGUAUUUCUUAUGUUUUGGUUAACAUAUAAGCUAUAUUAGAUUUUUUAAUUUAAGAUGCAUGUCGACUCGACUACUACAAGUCUUUCAAGCUGAAUUUCUUAUACAGAAAUUAGCGUGUAUUACUUUUACUACUGAACAUAAAUAUGCUUUUUACAAUGGUUGUAUUUUAACUGGUCAAUAUCAUAGAUCUAGAAUUAUUAAACUAGAUUGUGGAAUCACAUUUUUUGCCAUACUAAAUUGAACCUUAUCACUGAAAUAGAAAGGUAAUCGUAUUAGACUAGCGAAAACGAUCCACAUGAGAGGGCAUUGUUUGGGCUGGUGUCCCUCUCGCACGUGUGGCCAGUGUUAAUGAGGUUACCAUAGUAGUAGUAUUUUUAUCUGUAUAUUACCUUACUUUAUA